Messenger RNA from Musca vetustissima, 1475 nucleotides. RefSeq names its product rab3 GTPase-activating protein catalytic subunit-like. Gene Ontology annotation, biological process: positive regulation of GTPase activity. The transcript has 2 exons. The record is from RefSeq and is a predicted model, not a curated record. Bases 9 to 1475 code for a protein of 488 amino acids. Gene Ontology annotation, molecular function: GTPase activator activity. Lineage: Eukaryota; Metazoa; Arthropoda; Insecta; Diptera; Muscidae.
CCAAUCAAAUGGCUGAAGAAAUCGAUGAUAACGGUUUUUAUCGUGAAGAUUUUAGUGCCGAAUCUGAUUGGGAGGUAUUCAAUGCCCAGCUGUGUGAUUUAUUUCAACGAUGGGAGCUUUCCAGCUCGAGUGACUGGGGCGGUGCAUUUGAUGUGAACAGUGCCCAAUGGGCAAUUGAGGAGGAACAAUUGGAGGUAGUAGGUAAACAAAUGACCGUAAAAUACUACAAGGCAUUGCUAAAACCGAAUGCCAAAGACGCUAAUUUGCCGGCGGAUAAUGAGAGACCACCAUUCCAUGAAGAUCUAAUGCGAGUGGAGAGUACAUUGGCUCAACCGACUUUUCUGGAUGAGAAAGCCAAUGAGGUGCAUUAUUUGGCCCGCAUGUAUGGCCUGCGGCGAUUUGUGGUCAUGCAUCCGACACAAUUGCAGAAUCAUUAUCUAACAAAAACCUCCCGGUUUAGUUUCUUCCUGAGUUCCAUAUCGGUUGUGGCUGCCGAAGUGUGUUCUGCAGUUCCCAUUUUCCUGCAUAUACACGACCCAAAAUGGAAUUUCUUUUUGGGUGUGGGUAUGUCAUCGUAUAUGCGCACAAAUUUCCAUUCCGUGGCCUUGGAACAGGCACCCUCCGAAUAUUUAUAUCUAUCGGGUCUGGUGAAAAUGUUCAAAGAAAAGUUGCCCAGAAAUCAUGAUAAAUCUGCUGUGGUCUCGGUGCGUAACACCUAUGCCAUGGAUACGGUGAAGUUACGUGUACCCAUGUACGUUCCCUUUGGCAUGACCCCGCAGGUGGAUGAGGAACGUUCGGUCAUAGAUGUUUCGUAUUUCACAGCAUUGCCACAUGGCUAUUUUCCCGGUUCGAAUACCACAAUGUUUGCCACAUUUACAUGGCCUGAAUUGAUGGAUAAUAUGUUUAUAGACUCACCGCUGCAAACACAAUUUAUACCAUCGAAGGCUCCAUGUGGCACCCUAUAUCAAACGGUACAUGCCAAUUCGUAUUUAACUGCCUGUCUAAAGGAUUACUACAAUUUAAUAACUGCAAAAAAUACGCUGGAGUCAUAUGUGGGACGUAAUUUCUCCGGUGCCACAGCAAUGGCUGAGGAACGCAAUCCCUUGGAUCAAUUGGGUAAAAUCGGGGCAACACAUCAUCGACAACAGUAUGUUGAGAGCACCACUACAUCUGGAGGGCAAAAUAAAUUACCCGGACCCAUGAAGGAAUAUGAAUUGAAUCCAAUGUUGUAUUAUUUAUUUCCGAAUAUAAGACCGGAUAUGGCAUUGUUCCCCUAUGAGAGAUUGAGUAAAGAUAAGAUCGAUCCCCAUCGCAUUAAAUCGGCCGAGUCUGAUUCUUUGGUAUAUCGCCUCAGUUGCCUCUUGGCCACUGUCCACGCCCAUUUUGGUGGAAAAAGUGGUCUCGCCCAAUUGUAUGCUGCAUUUACACGAGAAUUGCGUCAACUUUGGGAAUCAUGUACUCUUAUACCGGGGUAA